Ahaetulla prasina is the source of this 2055-nucleotide messenger RNA. RefSeq names its product vomeronasal type-2 receptor 26-like. The transcript is spliced from 4 exons. Lineage: Eukaryota; Metazoa; Chordata; Lepidosauria; Squamata; Colubridae. Gene Ontology annotation, molecular function: G protein-coupled receptor activity. Gene Ontology annotation, biological process: G protein-coupled receptor signaling pathway. Gene Ontology annotation, cellular component: membrane. The coding region runs from base 1 to 2055 and encodes 684 amino acids. The record is from RefSeq and is a predicted model, not a curated record.
AUGGUCCCGAAAGAAGACCAUCAGUACAUUGGGAUUAUCCAACUGCUUCACCAUUUCAAGUGGACAUGGAUUGGGAUCUUUGCUGUUGAUAACAACAAUGGAGAAAACUUCUUACGGAAAAUGCAGCCCUUACUUUCAGAGAAUGGAAUCUGUUCAGCGUUCAUGCAAAGGCUUCCACAACUAAUCCAUUUGGAAGCCUACACAGAAUUUUACCACAUGGUCUCAAGAAUUUUCACUAAUAUGAUGAACAGCAAAGCCAAUGCAUUUCUCGUCUAUGGAGAAUCCUGGGCAAUUCUGUGGCUACGAUUUGUCACAUUUAUCGUAGAUCCUGAAAGGACGGAAACUGCAUUGUUUACAAAGGUGUGGAUUAUGACUGCACAGAUUGAUUUCACAUUAUCUGGAUUUCAAGUCAGUUGGGAUCUCCAGAUUUUCCAUGGGGCUCUUUCCUUCACUGUUCACUCAACAGCAGUUGUAGGUUUCAAAGAAUUUAUUCAGUCUAUCAACCCUCUUUCAGUCUCCAGAGAUGGGUUUCUUCAGGAUGUUUGGGAACAGUUGUUUGAUUGUUCAUUUCCAAAACCAGAAUUACAAGAAAUGCAUAGUAAGACAUGCACUGGGCAGAAGAAGUUAGAAGAUGUUCCCGCCCCUUUGUUUGAAAUAGAAAUGACUGGCCAGAGCUACAGUGUCUACAACGCUGUUUAUGCUGUGGCUCAUGCUUUGCAGGCUCUAUUCAUGUCGGGAUUCAAUAAGAAAAAAACUAUGAUGGGUAAAAAAACUGAUCACCCAGAUCUCCAGGCUUGUCAGCUCCAUUCAUUUCUUCAAGGCAUUUCUUUCAACAAUUCAGCUGGGGAGAGAGUAUUCCUGAAUGAGAAAGGGGAAGCAACAGGUGGCUUCGACAUCAUCAACUUGAUCACUUUUCCAAACAGAUCCUUUCAGAGAGUUAGAGUUGGAAAGAUGGAUCUACAGACUCCAAAAGGGAAAGAAUUAUUCAUUGAUGAAGAUAUGAUUAUCUGGCACCCAGCUUUUAACCAGGUUCUUCCACUUUCUCGAUGCAAUGACCCUUGUUUCCCUGGAUCCUGGAAGAAAGGGAUUGAGGGGGAUCAGUUCUGCUGCUAUAAUUGUGUUCCAUGCCCAGCAGGAAAGAUUUCAGAUCAAAAUGAAAUGGAUGACUGUUUUGAAUGUUCAGAAGAUCAUUAUCCAAAUAAAGAAAAGAAAGGAUGUAUCCUGAAACUUCUGGUCUUUCUAACUUUUGAAGAAACCUUAGGAAUUGGUUUAGCCUCAGCAGCUCUUGGUUUCAUCUUCCUGACAUCUUGGGUACUUGGAACUUUUAUUAAGCAUAGAGAUACUCCCAUUGUCAAAGCCAACAACCGGUUCCUCACCUACACCCUGCUUGUCUCUCUUCAGCUCUGUUUUCUCUCCUCUUUACUCUUUCUCAGCCAACCUGGCAAAGUAAUCUGCCUUUUUCAACAAUCAAUGUUUGGUGUCACUUUCUCCAUGGCCAUUUCUAGUGUAUUGGCCAAAACCAUCACUGUGGUUGUGGCUUUCAUGGCCACGAAACCGGGAUCUCAGAUGAGGAGAUGGGUGGGGAGAAGAUUGGCUCUUUCUACUGUCCUUUCCUGUUCUCUCUUCCAAGUAUGUAUUUGUAUUCUUUGGUUGUUGACAUUUCCCCCAUUCCCUGAGUUAGAUACACACUCAGAGCUCCAAGAAAUGAUUUUACAGUGCAAUGAGGGGUCAUCUUUCUUCUUCUACUGUGUCUUGGGCUACAUGGGUAUCUUGGCCAUUGCCAGCUUUAUUGUGGCUUUUCUAGCCCGUAAAUUACCUGACAGCUUUAAUGAAGCCAAGUUCAUCACCUUCAGCAUGUUGGCCUUUUGCAGUGUGUGGAUCUCUUUUUUCCCAUCCUAUCUGAGCACAAAAGGCAAAGCCAUGGUAGCUGUGGAGGUCUUCUCCAUAUUGUCCUCCAGUGCUGCAUUACUGGGAUGCAUAUUUUUGCCAAAGUGCUACAUCAUUGUUUUACGGCCUGAGCUAAACCACAGGGAGCAACUCAUAAAGAGAAAUUAA